AUGGCUACGCCUCGUCACCGCGCCCGUACGACUGUUCCUCCGUCGCCGCAUGCCGGGAAUCGAGAUGUGGGACGUUUAGUCUCGGGACAUAGGCCGCCAGUGUUCGCUGGAGAGGAGGAUCCCGUGAUACUCGAGGAGUGGAUCCGAUCCCUCGAUAAGAUCUUCGCCAUUGUAGGUUGCCCUGAGGAUCGCCAAGUGGAGCUGGCUUCUUUCUACUUCAAUCAUGAGGCUGAUCUCUGGUGGGUACACGAGGAUCCCGCGUGUCAAGAAGAGCCUGAUUUCGACUGGUCAGCCUUGAAGGACAAGAUAAGGGAGAGGUUUUAUCCAUCGCACGUCCGAGCCGCCAUGUACGAGGAGUUUUUGCGCCUUCAACAGGGGUCGUCAUGUGUGGUGGAGUACCACAAGCACUUCUUGGAGCUCGCGCAUUUUGCAAAGAUGCUGGUCCCCACCGAGCUAGCAAAGAUGGAGAAAUUCGUGGCAAGGCUCAACUAUGAAGCCCGGGAGGCAUUAAGUGUGAGCAAGCCUAGAACUCUGAAGGAGGCUUAUCUGAGCGCGACGGAUCUGUAUCGAGUGCAACAGCUGCAGCGAGGGUCGUUUUAG
This is a messenger RNA of Ipomoea nil (Japanese morning glory), 600 nucleotides long. RefSeq lists its product as uncharacterized. The transcript has a single exon. NCBI's taxonomy places the organism in Eukaryota, Viridiplantae, Streptophyta, Magnoliopsida, Solanales, Convolvulaceae. The record is from RefSeq and is a predicted model, not a curated record. Bases 1 to 600 code for a protein of 199 amino acids.